This is a messenger RNA of Exserohilum turcica Et28A, 554 nucleotides long. RefSeq lists its product as uncharacterized. Lineage: Eukaryota; Fungi; Ascomycota; Dothideomycetes; Pleosporales; Pleosporaceae. Bases 142 to 321 code for a protein of 59 amino acids. The record is from RefSeq and is a predicted model, not a curated record. The transcript has a single exon.
CUCCAUCUCUCUCGCCAUCGAUCGCUUCUCACGACGCUCGCACAUGCAAACACGACCCUUGUUCCUUGUCCGUGUCAAGCAGCCCCUGUCCAUGCAGACGCAUCCCAAAGCGUCAUCACGCAUACGCCCACCUCUGCGGCCAUGACUAUGCUCCUGUGCGACAUGCCGCCGCCGCCGCCACCAUCACCACCACCACCACCACGACUCCCGGCAAACGAGCCUGAGAACGACUCAACCACAACGGGCUUACCGAUUGCUGGCUCCUCGGUGGUCAAGCGCGCCCGCCUUCUUUGCUUCUGUCGACUAGCAAACUGCAUGUAAACACGGACACCAUGCAAUGUGCUGUGCUCUGCUGGCCUGCGCGGCGCGGCGAUCGACGAUUGAUUGCUUGCAUGAUGGCUGUAAAGUUAACUGGCCUGUUGUGCGUAAUCAUGUCUCGCAGCCCGAGGCGACAACUGGAAAUCGAUUGAAGCCGCCGAGGCUUUUCGAUUCAUGUGCUGCAUUCAUCGCUACGGAACGUUGAUUGCAGCCGAGACGGGCCAGCCCACUUCAUU